GUUUCCAACGUGCUGCUGACAAACUCUAUUUCAGUGAUUUCAGUGUUUUGAUAAUGGAAAUGCGGGACUUGAUCUGUAAAUAUGAAUCAAAAUCUCUUACUCUGCCUACCUUGCCAGUGGGAUACAUUCAAGUUAAAAGCUCGGUUGAAGAAUGGACAAGCGAUUCGAGCCAACAUUCCCAACAAAAUGUUUUGUUACCAUUCGCUGCUGAAUCAAAAUGUCAUUCAGUUCCCAUUAAGUCAUCCCGUUUACUCACCACAUCAUCGAAUCAGAAUGUGAAACCGGUCUACGAGUUAUUGUUUGAUGUCGAGCAAAUCAAGGAGUUUCUGUUCAAUCCUGGCGAUACCAUCGGCAUAUUGCCAAUAAACUCGGAUGACGAGGUUACUAUUGUAUUAGAAGCAGCCUCUUUGAGUGAAUUGUCCCAACUGAAAAUUGCUAUUGAACUUGCUGCUGGUAGCAAGAAAAAAUUACCAAAUCAUCUACCUCAAGAAACGUCAAUCAGAAAGUGUCUACUCGAAUGCCUGGACCUGCACGCCAUACCGAAAAAAUUAUUUCUACGAAGUUUAAUCGAACAUUUAGUGGACGAUGAGGAAAGGCGCGUUCUCGCAAUUCUAUGUUCAAAAGAAGGCGCUACGGAUUAUUCGGAACGGAUUCUAACAGCUGGAGUCGGAUUUUUUGACAUUUUACAGAUGUUCAAAUCAUGGAAUCAAAUUCCAUUUCAACUACUGUUGGAGCAUCUACCUCGUUUACUACCUAGGCCAUACUCAAUUGCAAACAGUCCACUGCAGAAUCAAAAUAUUUUAAAAAUUUGGUUUUCAUUAGCUGAACCCCCGGGAGUUACAACAAAGAUGCUGCAUGAUAUGAUCAAAAGAGCUAACAGUGGUGUAACUACCAUGGUUCCAAUAUAUUUGAGACAAAGCAAUGCAUUCAGUUACACACUGAAUGAGAUGACCGAUCCAGUGAUUUUCGUAGCGGCUGGCGUUGGUGUGUCUCCGUUUCUGGGCUUUUUAGAACAUCGAGAACAAGUGCAGAAAUCGGAUAAAGAAGUUCGCUUAGCCAAUGCGACAAUGUUUUACGGCUGUCGACAAGAAAGCGAAAGUCUGUGCAAAGACAUAUUCCGCCACCACUUACAAGCUGGAUCGUUGAGUGAUUUGAAAGAAGCGUUCUCUAGAGAUGUCAAUUCGCAACAUAAAUACGUGCAAGACCAAAUCCAAUCGAACGCAAAUAUGUUCGCGGAAGUGUUGAUCAGAGGCAAAGGUCGGAUUUAUGUCUGCGGGAGUGCUAACAUGGUACAAGAUGUAAGAAAAUCAAUUCAAAAUUGUUUGGCUGAGCACCUGGACGAUUCUACGACUAGCGAUACAAUUGAAUCUAUUCAGAAAUUGAUCAGAGAUAAACGAUACGUCGAAGAUACGUGGAUCUAGGUGAUUGAAAUCUGGUUGGACAAAUAAAAGUUUCAAAUUUUUG
Molecule: messenger RNA, 1464 nt
Organism: Bradysia coprophila
Lineage: Eukaryota; Metazoa; Arthropoda; Insecta; Diptera; Sciaridae
Product: methionine synthase reductase
Biological process (GO): homocysteine metabolic process
Cellular component (GO): cytosol
Molecular function (GO): [methionine synthase] reductase (NADPH) activity; flavin adenine dinucleotide binding; FMN binding
Source: RefSeq, a predicted model, not a curated record